CACCAGAGUUUGCAGACAACGCGAGCCAGCAGCAGUUUGUGUGUACUCGUGAGUGGCGUUUGCUGUGCCCUUUGUGCUAACCGCAAAAGCAGCGUUGGAAAAUAUCGUCCCGGAUUGAACGUUGAGGCGCCUUUCCUUGCCUGCAUUGUAAUGAGGGAGACAUGAAUGCAAGAUCCGAGGUUUUCGAGUUGUGCCUGGAAGGGCGCCAGGUCCAGGAGGCUGUCUCUGGCAUCUUCCACACACUUCUCUUCCACCGUACGCUGGGAAAGUUCCACUACAAGAGGGAAGGCAGCUACUCUGUGGGCACUGUUGGAUUUGAAGAUGUCACAUGCGACUUCGUCGACUUUACAUACGUACGCUGUGCCUCGGACGAGCUGAACGAGGCGGUGUGUCGCGACGUGACCGCCUUCAGCGACCGCCUGCGCAGCCAUGAUGGUCCACGCACUGGCCAGAUCUGGCUGGAGUUCUUCCAGAAGAAGCGCACCCAUUGGCUCCUACCCACGGAGAACAUCCCCUGGGAGGUGUGGAGCAUCCGCAUCAACGUCAUCACCUUGCCCAACGAGCAAGAGCGGCAGCGGCAGCGCGCCAACCUGGGUGAGCAGCUGGCCGAGAAGGUAGUGGCUGUAGCAGCCUCCAUCAACCGACACCAGUACCUGCCCCGAGUGCCCAGUGAGCCUGACCUGGAGCUUGUCUUCGACACCCGCUAUCCUGACGUCCAGCCGUACCACUUCAAGGUGGGCUACCAGACAUCCGGCCCCUGUAACAACCCAACGAUGGGCAGCACCAUGCGGAAACUGCUCAAGGACACAUUGUCCUUCUAAGGAGGCCACAUUGGCCACUAGACGAUCACAUUUCGGCGCAUGUACAUAUGUGGCUCCACUGCCUGCUUGUUUCUAAGCUCAAUGGAAUAAACCUUUUGUUUUUUGUUUUUUCGUACUGA
Molecule: messenger RNA, 940 nt
Organism: Dermacentor andersoni
Lineage: Eukaryota; Metazoa; Arthropoda; Arachnida; Ixodida; Ixodidae
Gene: Atg101
Product: autophagy-related protein 101
Biological process (GO): autophagy; autophagosome assembly
Cellular component (GO): phagophore assembly site; Atg1/ULK1 kinase complex
Molecular function (GO): protein kinase binding
Source: RefSeq, a predicted model, not a curated record